Molecule: messenger RNA, 6925 nt
Organism: Coregonus sp. 'balchen'
Lineage: Eukaryota; Metazoa; Chordata; Actinopteri; Salmoniformes; Salmonidae
Source: the annotation of a GenBank genome assembly
AUGUCGGCCCCUGGUGUCAAAAGUUUGAAAAGGAGUCUUGCAAUUUGAGACUUGAAAUUUGAGACGCUUUUCUCUGCCACGUAGCUUCAACUUCCUGAUGUAAAGUCAUACAUUGUGUUGUUCCGAAUUUAACCAAAUGCAUCUUCACCAGAAACAUUGUAACAACAUGGUAAGCAAAUAUACUGCUUCUCGAAAAAAAAAUGACAAAAGCGUCUUAGUCAUUGCCUUACAUAAAUGAGUGCACUCGAGCGCGUUCUCUGCAGUCACACGUUUAACGGGAUACUUGCCUUUGAGAGUCUAUUCUCCGGAUGGAAAAUCUUAAACUUUGUUGAACUCGUAGUUUCUUCUUUGAUUUAAACUUUCACGCAAUGUUGGUAAGGGUAGUGUAUGUAAGCUACUGUCUAGCCUGUCUCUGUGCUUUAGCCUAUUAAUAUGCGAACAUUGAAUAACGGUAUUCCAUAGUCGUUUUUUGCCUACCGUCCAUAAAUGUACAAUCAAGCAAGAAUCAAUUUUACACUUCUGAUAUGAUAAAGAUAAAAACAUACUGGUGUUUUAGUGAUAAGCGCGUCAAUAAUGGCAACAUGCAAAAUAGUGGGAAUAUCAUAUGUGUUUUGUACCUUCAAUGUAUUUCUUAUUUUCCAUAUAGCCGAUUAGUAUGAACCAUAGGCCUAUGUUUGUUUUGAGCAUGCAAGAAAACUGUGUGGUGUUUGAAUGGUGACAGAGUAGAAUAUAAUGGAAUGGAAUGGAAUAUAAUAUUAUUAUACUGUACAUGAAAUAGAAUAGAUGGAAUAUAAUAGAUUAAAAUGCCUUGUAAUCAAUGUAUUACCAUUAUUCUAAUUGAAACAACGCUGCUGCAGUAUUUUGAAAAUACAUUAAAUUAAAUUCGUUAAAUUCAUCAAUGCAGUGUCAUGUUUCCUCUGCAGCCUAUUUGCAAGGAAUAUUCAAUUUGCUACCAAUGCAUAAGGUGCUUUUUCCAAACAGAGAAAAGGAGCAAUGAUUAACCGCCAGAGUGCAUUUUGUUGAGGCAAUCUCAAGUGGUCUUGUCUAAUGAAAUCAGCGGCAUCAACAGGGGAGUUGUCAUGACUACAGAGCUGUGCCGCCUCUUUUGCGCUCCGUGUCUUAUUCAUGAGCCGCAGGACGUCGCCUUUUGGGAGCGCGAGCUCAUAAGCGUUUUAUUUCUCAAUUUAUAAACAUAAUUUUUUAUGUUUCAUGGAUUCUUUUUGCUUCUGUUUUAGAGUCGAGAAAUGUCAACAUGGACUGAGCCUUGCUUCAAUUGAAGUGUAUUUUUAGUUGAAGGAAUAUCAACUCAAUAUUAUGGGUAAGUUAUUUUGAUUAUUUCAACCUAAUUAUCUUACAACAUCAAGGCAAGCUGUUAUGAAAUUACACAAAAUAACGUAUGGGACCACUAAUUGUAAAUUAUAGGUGAAAUAUUAGCACAUUGACCCUAUGGGAACUAAAACCAAAUUACCCAUUUUUCCCCCGAUGUAUUUUGAUCAUUCUACUGUCCAGCUCCUGUUAUUUCAUUGGAUGUGCGUAAAACCCAAUGAUGUAUAUAUAAAUCAUUGGUAAAACCCCUUCAUGGAGUAAAACCAUGUGGCAUAGAAAAUACAUAAAACAAUUUUUGCCUAAAUAGACAACCACUAACAACUCAAAAAUAUUGUUGAUGUACAGUAGGCCUAACAGUACAUGUAUGCAAUACUUAUGCAUAUGCAGAGCUGUAAAAAAAAAAAAAAAAAAAAAAACAGCAUCAUUGAAGAUGCUUUGUAGGGUUUGCAACCAUUAUCCUGGAGUUUUGCUAGAUUAAUCAGAAAUAGAUAUUGCAUAUACAACAUAUACACCUGGACAUGAAGAAUAUAAUAAAUGAUGAAUGUCCUUUCUCCAAACAUGAACAUACAUUUGAAUAGUUCAUGUUUCUUCAAUGGGACACAGAAUAUGUAUGAUAAGCCCAUUUUUUUUAGCUGCUUUACUAAAUUUCCUCCAUAUAGUCACACAUAAUAUAAAAAUAGACACAAAUUAUUACAUAGUGUUGCACCCUGUUAUUUUUACCUUCUGUGGAAACCAUUAUCAAUUGUAUCACAUCAUCCAAGGAUCAUUCAAAUGUUAACGAAAUGAUUCCAAACUCACAUAAUGAAUUUUAUACUCAUAUAAUCCAAACCUCUAUCUUCUUCCCUAGGUUGCUCCACCCUGGCCCUCUCCAGUGUGGUGUCCACGCUUGGUGGCCUGGUCUUUGGCUACGAGCUGGGGAUUAUCUCCGGGGCUCUCCUCCAGCUCCAGGCCGAGUUCCGGCUGACUUGUGUCCAGCAGGAGGCUGUGGUCAGUGCCCUUCUGAUCGGGGCCUUACUGGCCUCCCUGGUCGGUGGGUGGCUGAUCGACCGCUAUGGCCGAAGGAACUCCAUCCUCCUCAGCAACGUCCUCAUCCUGGCCGGGAGUUUGGUUCUGGUCAGCAACUCUUACUUGGCACUGGUGGUGGGCAGAAUCACGGUGGGCUUCGCCAUGUGCAUCUCCUCCAUGGCCUGCUGUAUCUUCGUGUCGGAGAUGGUCACUCCCAAGCACAGGGGUUUUUUGGUGACUCUGUAUGAAGUUGGUAUCACCGUGGGCAUCCUGGGAGCUUACGCCAUAAACUAUAUCCUGUCCGAUGCCAGGCAGGGAUGGAAGUAUAUGUUUGCGUUAGCCAUCGUGCCUACUUUGGCUCAGUUUGUCUCCAUUUGGUUCCUCCCGUCCAGUGCCGGAGCACCUGCUGCAGGCGCUCAAAGCCAAAGAGGCCUUAUUCACUCCAUUGAGAAUCACAAAGUGGAGAAUUCGGCACAUGUUUCCAACAGACUCGAUAAACCACAGUACAGCUUUCUGAACCUCUUUCAACAGAAGGACAACAUGAGGACCAGGACUAUCAUUGCCCUGGGCUUGGUGAUCUUUCAACAGUUCACAGGUCAGCCCAAUGUGCUCUUCUACUCCUCAACCAUCUUUAAUUCAGUGGGCUUCGAGAGCAACGCCUCGGCAUUGCUGGCGUCCUUGGGCUUGGGGGUAGUCAAGGUGAUCGCCACCUUGGUCUCCAUGGUGUUUGCCGAUAGGGUUGGCAGGAGGCCUCUGCUCAUUGGUGGAUGUAUGGUAAUGUCCGUGUGUUUGAUCACCAUAGGACUUUUGAGCGGGCGUUCAGUGGUCAACACCAAGACACCCUGUAGUGCUGGGGAUUAUGUCAAAAACAGCACACCCCUAACACAGCUAACGCUGGACAAUCAAUCAAGCUUUGACAUUUCUGUCAGUCAACGCCAUGGACGUCACGAUUGGACCGAAGUAAGGGAUAUUGCGUACGAUGAUGUGAUAUCCUUAGGUACGUUGAUGCCAGUGCCUUCUCCAGCUGUCCACAAUGGAGUGGUGAACUGGAUCAUUUUACUCUGUAUGAUGGCAGUCGUCAGUGCAUACUCAGUUGGAUUUGGACCAAGUAAGUACUUUCUCCUGGGAUGAUUCAUAAUUAUCGUAUUUCUGGCAAAUUAUUGAAAUGUGGGGCCACAAGAUUAUUGUUAAGGUUAGCUAGAACUUGCUUUUGACAAUCAUAUGGCGUUGUCUUGUGAAUGACUAGAGAUGAAUGUUUGUGAAUUUUCUGUUGCAUAGUGACCUGGCUCAUUUUGAGUGAAAUAUUCCCUGCUGCGGUCAGAGGGAGAGCGUUUGCCUUCACUAACUGCUUCAACUGGGCUGCCAACUUAAUUGUCACAUUCUCCUUCUUGAAUGUCAUCAGUAAGCAUCUACCUCUAUGAAUUCACAUUCAAUCAAGUCUGGUUUGUUACAGUGCAUUCUGAAAGUAUUCAGACCCCUUGACUUUUUGUUACAGCCUUAUUCUAAAAUUGAUUAAAUAAAAAUGUUUCCUCAUCAAUCUACACACAAUACCCCAUAAUGGCAAAGCGAAAACAGGUUUAUAGAAAUUGUUGCACAUUCAUUUACAUAAGUAUUCAGACCCUUUGCUAUGAGACUUGAAAUUGAGCUCAGGUGCAUCCUGUUUCCAUUGAUCAUUCUUGAGAUGUUUCUACAAUUUGAUUGGAGUCCACCUGUGGUAAAUUCAAUUGAUUGGACAUGAUUUGGAAAGGCACUCACCUGUCUAUAUAAGGUCCCGCUGUAAGCAUUUCACUGUAAGGUCUACACCUGUUGUAUUCGGCGCAUGUGACAAAUACAAUUUGAUUUGAAAUAAUUUGAUUUGACAGUGCAUGUCAGAGCAAAAACCAAGCCAUGAGGUCGAAGGAAUUGUCCAUAGAGCUCCGAGACAGGAUUGUGUCGAGCACAGAUCUGGGGAAGGGUACCAAAAAACUUCUGCGGCAUUGAAGGUUCGCAAGAAGACAGUGGCCUCUAUCAUUCUUAAAUGGAAGAAGUUUGGAAUCACCAAGACUCUUCCUAGAGCUGGUCGCCCGGCCAAACUGAGAAAGCGGAGGAGUUCCUCUGUGGAGAUGGGAGAACCUACCCGAAGGACAACCAUCUCUGCAGCACCCCACCAAUCAGGACUUUAUGGUAGAGUGGCCAGACAGAAGCCACUCCUCAGUAAAAGGCACAUGACAGCCCGCUUGGAGUUUGCCAAAAGGCACCUAACGGACUCUCAGACCAUGAGUAACAAGAUUCUCUGGUCUGAUGAAACCAAAAUUGAACUCUUUGGCCUGAAUGCCAAGUGUCACAUCUGGAGGAAACCUGGCACCAUCCCUACGGUGAAGCAUGGUGGUGGCAGCAUAAUGCUGUGGGGAUGUUUUUCAGCGGCAGGGACUGGGAGACUAGUCAGGAUCGAGGGAAAGAUGAACGAAGCAAAGUACAGAGAGAUCCUUGAUGAAAACCUGCUCCAGAGCGCUCAAGACCUCAAACUGGGGCGAAGGUUCACCUUCCAACAGGACAACGACCCUAAGCACACAGCCAAGACAACACAAGAGUGGCUUCGGGACAAGUCUCUGAAUGUCCUUGAGUGGCCCAGCCAGAGCCCAGACGUGAACCCGAUCGAACAUCUCUGGAGAGACCUGAAAAUAGCUGUGCAGCAACGCUCCCCAUCCAACCUGACAGAGCUUGAUAGGAUCUGCAGAGAAGAAUGGGAGAAACUCCCCAAAUACAGGUGUGCCAAGCUUGUAGCAUCAUACCUAAGAAGGCUCGAGGCUGUAAUCGCUGCCAAAGGUGCUUCAACAAAGUACUGAGUAAAGGGUCUGAAUACUUAUGUAAGUGUGAUAUUUCCGUUUUUUUCUUUUGAAUACAUUUGCAACUUUCUAAAAAACCGUUUUUGCUUUGUCAUUAUGAGGUAUUGUGUGUAGAUUGAUGAGAAAAAAACAAAACAAUUUAAUCCAUUUUAGAAUAAGGCUGUAACGUAACAAAAUGUGGAAAAAGUCAAGGGGUCUGAAUACUUCCCAAAUGCACUGUAUGUGUUGGUAGUACGAGCAUGGGAAGAUGUAUCAGACAGGAACUGGUUUAGUCUUCAAAGAUUGAACUAUACUCCUUCAAUGGCACUCAACCUAGAAUGUAGUGCAGUAUCUUUAGAUACAAAUAAUCUACCUGGCAAUUAAGUUGAUUAUGUUUCGUCACCAGAUGUGAUUGGUUUGUCUGGAACAUUCCUUUCGUAUGGGCUGAUUGGAGUGGGAGCGGUGGUGUUCUUCUACUUCAUGUUACCAGAGACCAAAGGGAAAUCACUGGAGCAAAUAGACAGGGAGCUCUGUUUGAAAAGGUACAUCUUAAACUCCAGUCUAUUAUUAUGCAGUACAAAUAGAAAUGUUAUUUUCAACGUGAUCUGAAAUGCAGUUAGAUCUAGGAACUUAUCUGCUUCUUCUUUUGUAGGGUACACAACAGUGAAGAAUGCUGCAACAUCCUUAGCAGGAGAAUCGACUCCCCCGGGUAUCAAAGAGUGCACAUUGUUAGCUCAGCAACCCAAUGUUGAGUAAAUCUAUCCAAGUGUUAUAUUCUAAGCAGUGGUGUACAAUACUUUAAAGGACUACUUAAGUAUUUUUUUGGGGUAUCUGUACUUUACUAUUUAUAUUUUUGACAACUUUUACUUCACUACAUUCCUAAAGAAAAUAAUGUACUUUUUACUCCAUACAUUUUACCUGACACCCAAAAGUACUCGUUACAUUUUCAAUGCUUAGCAGGACAGGAAAAUGGUCAAUUCACACACUUAUCAAGACAACACAUGAUCAUCCCUUCUGCCUCUGAUCUGGUGGACUCACUAAACACAAAUGCAUCUUUUGUAAAUUAUGUCUGAGUGUUGGAGUGUGCCCCUGGCUAGCCAUACAUUUUAAAAACAAGACAUUUGUUAUUUUACCUUUAUUUAACUAGGCAAGUCAGUUAAGAACAAAUUCUUAUUUACAAUGACGGCCUACACCGGCCAAACCCGGAUGACGCUGGGCCAAUUGUGCGCCAUCCUAUGGGAUAGAAUAGAAUAUGGGAUAGAAUAGGAUAGAAGGAAUUUGAAAUGAUUUAUACUUUUACUUUUGAUACUUAAGUAUAUUUUAGUAAUUACAUUUACUUUUGACACUUAAGUAUAUUUAGAACCAAAUACUUUUAGACUUUUACUCAAGUAGUAUUUUACUGGGAGACUUUUACUUGAGUAACUUUCUAUUAAUGUAUCUAGUAUUCUAAGUAUAUUUAGAAGGGAUGGGGUAAUUUUUUACACUCUUGCAAUCUGAUUGAAACAACAGACUGAUGCUAAUGUCGGUAUUGAAAAGUUUAGCAUAGUAAUCCUCCAGUUACCAUAGCAGAGCUUAUGACAUGACUGAACAAUGCUUUUAUUGCACUGGUAUUUAAAACUUAUUGUUCGGAUGCUUGUGGACAAUUCUGUCACUUGUUUUCGCAAAUGAAAAUUGCAAUAAAACACUCUGCCUUUCUAUUACCUUUCAAUAGACUGCAAGAAAAACAGCAGUUUUCCAUUUCCAUCAAGUCAACAUACACGGGGGUCAUCAUCAUCAGUUUAGGAGCCUGA